AUGCAUACAAAAAGUCAUAUAAAAUUAUAUUUGAAUAAAUAUUAGGUUUUUAAAAUAUUAAAUAUAAGUGAAGGCAUUUAAUUAGUGCGAAAUUCAUGCUCCAUAAUUAUUUAAACUAACUUCAAAUUGGAUUUAAUCUUAAGAACUGCUUAUUAUAUUGCUUAAUUGAAGAUAUUAAUUAAUAGUUUAGUUAACAUUUGCGUCUUUGUAUUUAUAAACUAGCUCUAAGCCAUAGAAGUCUAAGCUUAACGCUUCCUGUAUUAAUUAUUUUAGCUCAACAAGCCGCGUUUAAGGAUGGAGGUUUAAUCUUAAAAACCGAUUAGCAAAUGUAAAAACUAAUAUCAAAGUAAUUGA
Messenger RNA from Tetrahymena thermophila SB210, 354 nucleotides. RefSeq names its product transmembrane protein, putative. The record is from RefSeq and is a predicted model, not a curated record. NCBI's taxonomy places the organism in Eukaryota, Ciliophora, Oligohymenophorea, Hymenostomatida, Tetrahymenidae. The transcript has a single exon.